GAACGGGCAAUGAUUUGGCUCGUGCACUCGGCUGGGGCGGUGGUUACGUCGACGAAGAGCUGAGUGAUGUGUUCCGUGGAUUGGAGGUAUAG
Sphaeroforma arctica JP610 is the source of this 92-nucleotide messenger RNA. RefSeq lists its product as hypothetical. The annotation marks the transcript as partial. The record is from RefSeq and is a predicted model, not a curated record. The transcript has a single exon. Gene Ontology annotation, molecular function: kinase activity. NCBI's taxonomy places the organism in Eukaryota, Ichthyosporea, Ichthyophonida.